AUGGACUACAGUCUGCAGACCAGCCAGCAAAAGGAGAAGCUUCUGAAAACGAUCUACACCCUCCAGCUGAAGUCAAUCACCACACUCCAGACAGCCAGCCCACUGCUGAGCAACCAGCGUGGCAUGGGCAUGGUGACACAGUACCAAGUCCACCAGCUGGCAGAUAAGGCCAAAAGCCUGUGCGGAGACCUGGACAACAUCAAGAACCUCCUCCACUAUUGCCAGGAUGACCUCGUCCGGCAGAUCCCCAACCCCACCGGCAGCCGCUACGGGGGAGUAAAUGGAAUCCAUUGCUCCCUGGAUGGCUCCAUCUACGUGACAGCUGAGAGUGCUCCCUGGGUCCACAUCCUCAGCAGCACAGGCCAAACGCUGCAGUCCCUGCCAUGCCAGCAAACGGGGAAAGAAAGCAGCACUUUCUUGCCAGAAGAUGUGACUGUGACUCGGACAGGAAUGGUGGCUGUAGCUGACAUGAUGAAUGGAGCCAUCUGCAUCUUCAACCCUCACACCAGCCUGUCCAAGGGGGAAUGGAUAAGGAUCAGAAAGCUUGGUUCCCCCAGGGGUAUUGGUGUAGACUCCAUGGGCAAGAUCUUGGUAGCAGACUACGCACAAGGCCAAGUCCACAGCUUUGCUCUGGACCACGCCUUCAAGACGCUCAAUAUCCACUCAGUCCCCAACCUGCAGGGACCUCGCUACAUCAGUCCAGCACCCAACGGAGGCUUUGUGGUAAGCGAGGAGUGCGGAGACGUGAAGGUCUUCAUGAGCAGCCGUAAGCUCCUCUGUUCCCUCAGCAGCAAAUAUGGACACCAGUUUGGCAAUCCAGCUGGGGUCUGUGUUGAUGGGGAUGGCAGCAUCCUGGUGGCAGAUGAGCAGCACCGCAUGGUCCACUUGUUCCCAGAGCAUGGGGCUCCCAUCUGCCUGGUGUCCGCAGGGCUGCGGAGGCCUGCCGGCGUGGCUUGUUCCUCCUUCGGGCACCUCUUCGUGGCAGACGCAGGAGAGAACUGUGUCAAAGUCUUUAAGUACUGCGUGAGGCCCCCUUACAGCCCCAUCAACCCCGGGGCUCCAUGUGGUGACCCCAGCCUAGCACCCAGGCAGGGAGUGGGGCUGGUUCCAGUGCACCCCCGCUGA
Messenger RNA from Opisthocomus hoazin, 1125 nucleotides. Lineage: Eukaryota; Metazoa; Chordata; Aves; Opisthocomiformes; Opisthocomidae. The record is from RefSeq and is a predicted model, not a curated record.